Phragmites australis (common reed) is the source of this 1103-nucleotide messenger RNA. RefSeq names its product succinate dehydrogenase [ubiquinone] iron-sulfur subunit 2, mitochondrial-like. Gene Ontology annotation, cellular component: mitochondrion. Bases 1 to 924 code for a protein of 307 amino acids. The transcript has 2 exons. Gene Ontology annotation, biological process: aerobic respiration; tricarboxylic acid cycle; respiratory electron transport chain. Gene Ontology annotation, molecular function: electron transfer activity; 2 iron, 2 sulfur cluster binding. Lineage: Eukaryota; Viridiplantae; Streptophyta; Magnoliopsida; Poales; Poaceae. The record is from RefSeq and is a predicted model, not a curated record.
AUGCUGCGGAGGACUCUUCCGGCGCUCCGGUCGGUGAAGGACGGCCUUGCCGACGCCGCCCGGCAGGCCGUCAAGGCCGACGCGCACUUCCCGUCGCUGCGCGGCCACCCGGCCGCGCGCGUCAACGCCCGUGAGGCCGCCGAGGGGCAGGCCCGGCUCGCCGCGGCGGAGGAGGAGAGGCAACGCGGCGCCAAGCCGGAGGCGACCACGGUGAAGGAGUUCCAGGUGUACCGGUGGAACCCCGACGCGCCCGGCCGGCCGUUCCUCCAAUCCUACUUCGUCGACCUCGCCACCUGCGGCCCAAUGGUGCUGGACGUGCUGCAGAAGAUCAAGUCGGAGCACGACUCGACGCUGGCGUUCCGGCGGUCGUGCCGGGAGGGCAUCUGCGGGUCGUGCUCCAUGUGCAUCGACGGCGUGAACACGGUGGCGUGCCUGAAGCCCGUGGACACGGACACGUCGCGGGCGUCGAUGGUCACGCCGCUGCCGCACAUGUACGUGGUCAAGGACCUGGUGGUGGACCUCACCAACUUCUACCAGCAGUACAAGUCCAUCGAGCCGUGGCUCAAGACCAAGAAGCCGCCGCCGCGGCAAGGGCGGGAGCACGCGCAGUCGCCGGCGCAGAGGAAGAAGCUGGACGGGCUGUACGAGUGCAUCCUGUGCGCGUGCUGCAGCACGGCGUGCCCGUCCUACUGGUGGAACUCGGAGGCGUUCCUGGGCCCCGCCGCGCUGCUCCACGCCUACCGCUGGGUAUCCGACAGCCGCGACGACUACGGCGAGGAGAGGAUACAGUCGCUGUCGGAAGGGUGGGACAAGAUGUACAGGUGCAGGAUGAUCAAGAGCUGCACGGCGACGUGCCCCAAGAGCCUGGACCCCGCCGCCGCUAUCUCCGCCAUGAAGGCCCUGCACCAGCUCCGCAAGGCUUGACGAUCGAUAGACAGGGAGUGCUGGCCCUGCAUGACACGCCAAUGCAAGUGGCUAGCUUGCGAUGUGACGAGAGCGUGCUGCAUGUGCAUGUUGUGAUCUGGGAAUAAGAAUGCUCUGCGGAUCUCGGGCUGCUUGCCUGUACGAUCUAGCGAGUUUACUGUUUAUGUACUCAUAUUCUA